CAUUGUUUAUUAUAUAUAUUUAUAUAUGUAUGACUGAUCAUAUAGAUUGAUACGGACGUAGUUUUACUAAAUCUUUAUAAUUCAAUUUUAAUGCAUAGUAUAUUUAUUAAAUAAAAUAAUUAUUCAUUUAAAUGUUGAAAGUACUAAAAAACAUUAUUUUUACUCAUAAGUAUGAUUUACUAUAUAACGGUAACAAUCAGUUGUCUCUAACUUAAGUGCUUACUAAUAAUUGAUCUUGCAUAUUAUUAUGGCCGGUUUGGAAUCUAUUGAGUUGGCCCGCUUAAGGCACCGAGCAUCUAGAAGUAUUUCUGAAAAUUAUGCUACUAAUGAUAGUAAUCUUAUGAAUCCCGAAAAUACUAAGUUGAAUCAUCGAGAAAUGCUUUUAGAAAUGUCAAAAAACAAAGAUGUUAUGGUAAAUGAAACGGUGAACAAAUGUUUAAAGCCAACAUGUAUCAUUUUACAACAUGUUGUAAGCUAUCCUUUUAUUGUUUUGAGAAGACAGUGUCAAUUGCACUAUGAUUCCACAUGCUAUCAUAUUGUUCCAUUUACUUUAAUUCCUGUAGCAUAUAGACUCAUGAAAAUUCAAGGUGUUGCAGUAUUAUGGAAAGGUUUUGGAACAGUUUUACUUAUCAAAGGAUUGACUAUGGCUGUUGAAGCUUUUUUAUCAGAAUUUUUUGACUGGCCAAAGGAAAUGUCAUCAAUUACUAAUUCAAAGAGUUUUGGAAAACAUUUACUACUUAAAUGUGUAAGUUUAAGUCUUGUCACACCAUUUUAUACUGCAUGUCUUGUGGAAACUGUUCAAAGUAUUAUUGCAAGUGAUAAAACUGCAUUUUAUGAUGUUUUCAAAGAAGGAUUUUUUAGGUUUCUUCAAUGGAAUUACCCACAAAAAGGACGUAUGUUACCAAUUUGGAUUUUGGUCAUUCCCACUGUUUUAUAUGGAGUUCUAAAGUAUACAUCUAAUAUUGUUAUAAGUAAAUGUGUCAAGCAUUCAUUAGUUAAGUAUGAAUUAUAUAAAGUCCGUCAAACUAAUGUCACAUCAAACAAAAAUUCAUUUGCUGAUGGUGAACAGUUUGAAGCAAUAUCUGAUUUGUCAGCCUCAGCUAUAAGUGAUGCUAUACUUUAUCCAAUUGAAACCAUUAUGCAUCGUCUUUAUUUACAAGGCACACGUACUAUAAUUGAUAAUCUUGAUACAGGAUAUUCAGUUAUACCUAUUUUAACUGGAUAUGAUGGGCCAAUUGAUUGUUUUGUAACUACUGUUACACAAGAAGGACGAUUAGGUCUAAUUAAAGGAUUUGGGGCUUUGAUACUUCAAACAAUUGUAGUAGGAGUGUUGUACAAAGUGAUAAAAAUAAGUCUUGUAAAAAUUAUUGAUACUUAUGACUCUUCAAAUCCAUCUACUUCAACAACUAACAAUACUCAUAGUAUUCAACAUAAUGUAAGUGAGCAAUUUAACGUUGGACCUUCAACUUCAAGAUCAGUCAUUCGAUCUACAUCUUUUAUGAUGUAAUCUUGAGAAUAAAUAUUUUAAUUUUUCAAAUUGAAAACUGUGUGUUUAGUUAUGUUAGCUUAUGAAUAUUUCAUUAAUGUACAAUAAUAGUUUUGUUAUUUUGUUGACCUGUAAAUUGUAAUAUUAAAUAAUAAUUAAUAAAUUAAGUAUUACAAAAGACAUAUUUUUUUUGUUAAAUUUUAAUAAAUGUAUAUAGUUCAUA
Daktulosphaira vitifoliae (grape phylloxera) is the source of this 1709-nucleotide messenger RNA. RefSeq names its product mitochondrial outer membrane protein SLC25A46-like. The record is from RefSeq and is a predicted model, not a curated record. The transcript has 6 exons. NCBI's taxonomy places the organism in Eukaryota, Metazoa, Arthropoda, Insecta, Hemiptera, Phylloxeridae. The coding region runs from base 248 to 1507 and encodes 419 amino acids. Gene Ontology annotation, cellular component: mitochondrial outer membrane. Gene Ontology annotation, biological process: mitochondrial membrane fission; mitochondrial fission.